Messenger RNA from Anguilla rostrata (American eel), 4832 nucleotides. It is a transcript of the gene rgmb, whose product is annotated as repulsive guidance molecule BMP co-receptor b. Gene Ontology annotation, molecular function: coreceptor activity. Gene Ontology annotation, cellular component: plasma membrane. Lineage: Eukaryota; Metazoa; Chordata; Actinopteri; Anguilliformes; Anguillidae. Gene Ontology annotation, biological process: BMP signaling pathway. The record is from RefSeq and is a predicted model, not a curated record. The transcript is spliced from 3 exons. Bases 488 to 1825 code for a protein of 445 amino acids.
GCUAGUGUUCAUUAGGGGCGGGUGUUCCGCUCAAGCCAAGGGUUAGGUUGAUUCGCAAUUGAUCACUUGGAAAACGGGGUUGUGGGGGAGGCAGAUUUUCCUGGUGUGAGAUGUGUUUUGUGCGUGUCCAUUCUGAAUGCACAGCAGAGAUUGAUCGGAGCACCGAGACGAGGAACUACGGGAUACUGCCAAUACCAAGCCAAGGCAAAUCCUUAAAAAACAUAAACAAACUAACGCCCACGCAGUUGACUAAGCAAGGACUGCUACUGAUUGGACUUUUCGAACCAGUUUUGUUUUGCCCAUUGCUUCGCCAGUAAACUCGUAGUUUUCUAUCACGCGCUCAGUUUUUGAUGCAAUUGCUCGUCAGAGGCGUCGGAAGCGCAGUGGAAAGAAGGAGAUCAGAGGCCCGAUUUCCCGGCAUCGCCGCAGGUCCACCUCUGUUUCUCCCGUGGAGUAUUUGAGCCACUCACUACCGCAACCUGGAUGGAUGGGUAUGGGGAAAGCAGGAUUUUACUACCCCGGGGCUGACCGCCUCCUCCAUCCCCCUCCACUUCUAUCUCUCCUCGUAUUGAUCACUUUCUCAUCCAGGGUCCAAAUAGGGGUGUGCCAGGUCCAGACCCCGCAGUGCCGAAUCCAGAAGUGCACCACCGACUUUGUGUCCCUCACCUCCCACCUGAACCCGUCCCUGGAUGGCUUUGACACCGAGUUCUGCAAGGCUCUCCGGGCCUACUCCGCCUGCACCCAGCGCACCGCCAAGAGCUGCCGCGGCAACCUGGUCUUCCACUCGGCCGUGCUGGGCAUCAGCGACCUCAUGACCCAGCGGAACUGCUCCAAGGACGGGCCCACGUCCUCCACCCACCCGGAGGCCACGGUGGAGCCCUGCAACUACCACAGCCGCCACCACGGGCCGCACGCGGCGGGCGGGGAGCGCGCUCGCCCCGCCUACCUCUUCUGCGGCCUGUUCGGGGACCCCCACCUCAGGACUUUCAAGGACCACUUUCAGACCUGCAAGGUGGAGGGGGCGUGGCCCCUCAUCGACAACAACUACCUGUCGGUGCAGGUGACCAACGUGCCCGUGGUGCCUGGGUCCAGCGCCACGGCAACCAACAAGAUCACUAUCAUCUUCAAGCCGUACCAGGAGUGCACCGAGCAGAAGGUGUACCAGGCGGUGACGGACGACCUCCCGGCGGCGUUCGUGGACGGGACGGUGAGCGGCGGCGACAGCGAGGCCCGCAGCCUGUGGGUGGCGGAGAAGGCGGCCGGGCGGCACGUGGAGAUCCACGCCGGCUACAUCGGCGUGACGGUGAUCGUGCGCCAGCAGGGCCGCUACCUGACGCUGGCCGUGCGCGUGCCCGAGGAGCUGGCGGCGGCCUACGACGAGACGCAGGACCUGCAGCUGUGCGUCAACGGCUGCCCCACCGCCGAGCGCAUCGACCAGGACGGCCUCCUCCUCCCGCCGCCGCCGCCCGUCCUGGGGCUCCAGCAGCAGCAGCCCGGGUUCCAGCACCAGCAGCACCCCCGGGCCAGCCCCAGCCACGCCGCGCGGCCCGGCGUUGGAGGCUUCACGCCGCAGAGCGCCAUGGCCAAGUGCCAGGAGCAGCUGGAGGUGAAGGACAUCUACUUCCACUCGUGCGUCUUCGACCUCCUCACCACCGGGGACGUCAACUUCACCUCCGCCGCCUACAACGCCCUGAAGGACAUGGAGACGCUACACCCCAAGAGAGAACGCUGGCACAUCUUCCCCCGGGCCAACUCCGGCCCCUCCCCCGCGCCCCUCCUUCAUCACCUACUACUCCUCAUCCUCAUCACGGCCAUGCUUUUGUAGGACUUUUGUGUACAAACUUUUGAGAAGAUUAUAAAUAUAUAUAUAUAUAUAUAUAUAUAUUGUCAUAAUAUAUUGAAGAAGAAACAAAAAAAAGAGACAAAGGAGAUAUAUAUGUAUAUACUGUGUAUAUGAAGGGAGGAUCGAUCCUGGAAGAAAAGACACAUUCCUGACUGUAAAUAUUGUGUACAUUUAAUUUUCAGGAACGCUGGAUGUAGUUUUUUUUUUUUUUUUUGGGUGACUUUUUGUGAUUCUUGUAUACCUCGAAACUGAGGACGUUGUUUAAACAAAGCACUUUAUUUUUUAUUUUCAUUUUAUUUUUAUUAUUUUUUAUUUUUUUUUUGCAAAUACGAAGCAGUGUUCCUUUGGACCCAAGAUGAGGCCGCUCAGAUCUUUGUCUUUUGCUGAGUUUUCCCCCUCUCUGGCUUUAGUGGUUUUGUGAAGUUUUUCGGUGGAUCUGUACAUAGAUGCUCGCACCCUCGAGCCAACUGCUUGGUCACGCGGAACGGUUUCAACAAGAAUGCAAUUUUUCCCCGUGUCCGUGUUGGUAGGGAGAGGGGCAGGACCGUGCUGGCUUGUUGAUAUUCUCUGUACGUCAGCACAUUCACGUUUGCGGUAUCUCUUUAGGAUAUUUUACAUCUGUUGUAUUUAUUAGCCUCAGUGUGUUCAUAAUGCGGUUGAACUCUAGAUUUCAAGUGUUGAAGUUAGGGUACUGGUAAACUCUUUAGAAUUCAUAAUAAACCAACUGAAAGAUCACAGAUUGGAACUAGUGUGCCGCACUCCCGGAUGAAGGGAGUCAUAAUUAUACUGUACAUAUAUGAGUGAUUGUUAAAUAGCUUUCUGGGGAAGCCAUCUUAUGAUUCCAAGCCAGUUAACCAGUUUCAAAAACAAAAGUGAUAUCAUCACAACUGUCAGUCUUACAAGUUAAUAUCAAAUUUUCUUUGAGAGGAAACUGAAGCAUUUAUAGUUAGGCAACAAAGACAGCAUUUAUUGAAGAACUGAGAGUCAGUUGACCUGUAAAGAAUUUCUACUUUCUAGCAAAUUGUUGGAUUGAAGUGAAAAAACAUACUGUCGGUAUGCUAACACUUAACGCCUGCCUUAGCUUUUUUAUUCUUACCUGUGGAUAUUUUGCCAAAACCUUCCAGUUAUAUCAAUACAUCCCACAGGCCUUUUCAGCAGGAGCAGGAAGAAUGAUAGAUGAUGGAUGAAUGACCUGUUUCAUGUUUCUGAAAUAUGAACAUGCAGUAAUGGGCACGUGUGGCUCGGUAUGAUUUUGGGCUAUCUCUAAAAAUAGGACAAGUUCAUCUUAAUUUCUCAAGGGAACAGAAUCACUCUGACAAUGUACGUCAGACUAAGGAAGUGGGGGUGGGGGUGGAAUGACGUCUAUGGUAGGUAUUUUAUACAGCUGAAUUGGUCUUUGGGUGUGGCUGGUGCGAAGGUAUCUUGUUCAUGUUCUGUACAUCUAAUGCAGUUUUUCCCAGUACACAGGGUGCUCUUAAUCCAGGUGACAAAAACUUGCGUAGAGGCCAAACAGACGGUUUUAUCAGAGUGGACUGUGCCAGGAAGCCCUUCUGCUAUUCGCCCAGAGAAGCAAAUGGAAACAGAAGACAGUCCUCUUCAGAGCGCUCCCAUAGAUUCUCUGUCCUCGGUGUGUUUGUUUUCUCCAGCGAUUUGUGAAGGACUCUUAGACAAAUGUACUUCAAGAGCAUGCAGAAAAUUGACCCUGUAGAGUGGGUGAUUUCUGCACUUUCCUGCAUUUGCCUCAUUCUAGGGCUUCUCUUCUGUCAGACAGGUAGACUACCGUGUUUGUUUCCCUUUAUAUUUUCAAUAUUUGAUGUUGUUUACAACCAAAGCCAUUCUCAUCUUCCAGUCCCAUUCACAACCGAACAGCCUGAGGACUCUCGCUUCUUAGAGCACCCUUACACCUUUAAAACUCCCCGUCUGUGUUGCUAUAGCGCCCACGCUCAUCGAAAGCACAAUUAAGGCGGGCGCGUUUGAUGUGCUUCGGCGUACGCCGCCCGUUGCGGAGGAGCGACCUUCCUCGGACACGAUUCGUCCGUUGAGCGUCGUAGCGGGCGGACUCGCGCGCGUUUAACAGCGAGUCCGUUUGAAGGAAGGCGACGUGCGGAACGCCGGGGAUCCCGGAGAAACGGCACAUGAAAGGUUUGCGUCGGACUCGAUUCAUCAUCCCGCGCCGCCGCACCCCCGCGCCACGGCCCGGCAGAAAAUUGAAUUUAAUUUCAACCUCCGGCUGACAUUGAAACCCAUUUGCCUGGGGCAGGUAGAAGGCGAAAUCCUAUGAAAUUGCAUUACGGGGAAUUUGUCCAUCGGUUCAGUUCUCUUGUGAAAGCACUCCAGGUCACGAGGCCUUCACGGGUGGCAUGCACGUAGUCCUUUCUGUUACGAACGGAACGGCAGAAUUUAACACUCCCCGCUCACUCUCUCAACCUUUGAAUCUUGCUACUGUAGAUUAAUUCUUAAUUCCUUGCAACUACUGCAAUUGCCGAAGAGCUGCUACCAUACUGUGACACGUUUUAUAGUCCGUAGACAGAACACUGGGAGUUUUUCACAGGCAGUGGUUUGCGGAACCAUAGAUAUCCCAUAUCCCACAAUGCAUCUUUGGGUGACAUAUCUAUGGCCAGAACAAGGCCUCCGAGUGCAAUUAAUGCAAAAUAAGCCCUCAUCCUGUGUUUUGCCAUGUCAGCAUUUUACUUUGUGAUAUUUUUUGUCGUGUAUGAAUAACCGUUAUCUGUUUUGUGAAGAGUGACUGCUCAAUGUUUAAAUACUUAAAUUAUUUAUAAAUGUAGUGUCCUGUUAGAGGAUAUUAAGCUCCAUAUUCUUGCUGUUGGAAAAAAAUAUUUCAGAUGUGAUUGUACUGCCACCUAGUGGACACCAGUUGUUACGUCAGUGUUUUACUAUUUUACUGGAUGCGGUAAAAAACAUGGAAAAAAAGAAAAAAAAAAUGUGUGCAAGUGUUUUAUUUAAAACAUAAUAAAUGACAAGAACAACA